Messenger RNA from Saccostrea cuccullata (small rock oyster), 615 nucleotides. RefSeq lists its product as uncharacterized. Lineage: Eukaryota; Metazoa; Mollusca; Bivalvia; Ostreida; Ostreidae. The transcript has 3 exons. The coding region runs from base 127 to 576 and encodes 149 amino acids. The record is from RefSeq and is a predicted model, not a curated record.
CAUUAUUCUUCUUUAUGGAAUAAGGAAAUGCUUUUUCAAAAUUUGACCAGUUAGAUAUUGUAUAUAUAUAAGUCCAAUGUUUGAGAUCUUAUCAUCACAUCUAGAAGACUUACAAGAUCUAGUGUUAUGGCCUAUUCUAACAAUUUUGCCUUUGUGGUGAUUUGCAUUGCUGUAGCUGCAGUGUCUGCAACUUAUUAUUCCGGUGGAGGAAACUGGUAUCCAGGUGGCGGAAAUAUGUAUCCAGGAGGUGGAAAUUGGUAUCCAGGCGGAGGAAACUUGUAUCCAGGCGGCGGAAACUGGUACCCAGGCGGCGGAAACUUGUAUCCAGGCGGCGGAAACUGGUACCCAGGCGGAGGAAACUUGUACCCGGGCGGCGGAAACUUGUACCCGGGCGGAGGAAACUGGUAUCCUGGCGGAGGAAACUGGUAUCCCGGCGGAGGGUACCCAGGGAUUGGCAGAAAUUGUCAGUGCAGACAAUACUGUUAUAGAAAUGAAUAUUCUCGGGGAUAUUGUGGCUACAGCUUGUUAAAACAAUGCUGUUCAAGAUGGGGACAAUCGAAAAAGGGUUAUUACUAGCAUAAAGAUGUAUCUUUCGGAAUAAAAUAAAGUGAAGUU